Cylicostephanus goldi is the source of this 340-nucleotide messenger RNA. The record is from the annotation of a GenBank genome assembly. Lineage: Eukaryota; Metazoa; Nematoda; Chromadorea; Rhabditida; Strongylidae.
GCAGUCAAUAUUCGGAAGAUUUUCAAUAGCUUGAAAUUUAUUUUUAGAGAAGCGAAUUACCAAGCAAGUCCACAGAAAUGUUGAUGUGCUUGGCGAUCGGCUGAAAAUCAAAGGAGUGACAAGUGAUAAUAAGGGGCAGUAUCUAUGCCGAGUUCCUAAAAAGGCAUAUAUAUCAAUCAAUCUCGAAGUGGGAGAUGCACCGAAGAAAACUGCGACACUCCUUGUCUACCCUCAAGUCACAGACAAUAAGUACGCUGUCCUCAAAGUUGAUUUUGGUACUGAAAUCGACGAUGAUCAGCAGUACGCAUUGAGAUAUUUGCCUACACGACGUUCCUUAUAG